Molecule: messenger RNA, 6454 nt
Organism: Haliotis rufescens (red abalone)
Lineage: Eukaryota; Metazoa; Mollusca; Gastropoda; Lepetellida; Haliotidae
Product: signal recognition particle subunit SRP68-like
Exons: 12
Coding region: 16-1821 (601 amino acids)
Biological process (GO): SRP-dependent cotranslational protein targeting to membrane
Cellular component (GO): signal recognition particle, endoplasmic reticulum targeting
Molecular function (GO): signal recognition particle binding; 7S RNA binding; endoplasmic reticulum signal sequence receptor activity
Source: RefSeq, a predicted model, not a curated record
GUGUCAGAAACCAAGAUGGCGGGUGAAGGGGAAAGCGUGGGCCAAGAAAGUGAAAUGUCUGGCGAACAGACGACUUCUACCCAAGCAAUACCUCAGUCAUUUACGGUAGAAGUUCUCCAGUUAAUCAAAGAGGCACAGCAACAGCAUGGUCUCAGACAUGGAGACUAUCAGCGUUACAGGAGUUACUGCUCAAGGAGAAUCAGGAGAAUACGCAAGUCUCUACACUUUCCACAGGGUAGUAAACACAAAGUUCAACCAAAGAAAAUCAGCAUAGAAAUGCUUACAGAUCCAAGAUACCUUCAGUUACCACUGUUCUCUGCUGAGAGGGCAUGGGCAUUUGCAAUGCAGCUCCAGUCCGAGGCCAACACGGAGCCAAGGAAAAGGUUCCACUUGAUGGCGCGUCUCCAGAAGUCUGUGCAGCAUGCAGGUGAACUGAGUGCCCUUAGUGACAGCCCCAAGUGUGAUGCACGGACGAAGCUGGAGUGUCAGGCCUACAAUGCAUGGAUCAAAGGUUCUCUCUACUUUGAAUCGUCAAGUUGGGAGAAUGCUAUGGAACAGUACACUAGUGCUAAGACGAUCUAUGAGAAGCUGUCCGGAGCACUGACAGAGGACCUGCAGGUGCUGUACCAGUCUCGCGUGGAGGAGAUCUCCCCCAAUAUACGCUACUGUGCCUACAACAUCGGAGACGAGUCCGCCAUUCGAGACCUCCAGAACAUGAGGCUCAAGUCUGGAGAGGACCAACUUACAUCAAAACUGGACGACCUUCUGUCUCAGACCCGAGAGAAGCAGGCGGCUACCUUGUCUGAGAUAACAUGGCAGGGACGGACGGUGCCUGUGAAAACGGAGUCUGUUAGGGUCUUCCUCCUCAACCUGCAGGAGAGCUCCAAGGAACUGGAGUCGGCAGACAAUAAUGAGACUAAAGUGUCCAUUUAUGAAUCCUUGCUGAAGGAGUGUAUUGAUGCCCAGCAGGCCCUGCGAGAUGCUCUACAUGACGAUCAGGUGUUUAAAGCUGUGACCCGCGGCCAGCCUGUGGAAGGAAGGAUCUCCAAUCAGCACUACCUGCACUCCUACCUGACGUACCUGCGGCUCACCAAGACUGUGGAGAGGAACCUGUUGCUGAUAGACAACCUCAAGAACUACUUGCCAGGGAAGCUGGUGGAGGAGGGCAGGAAGAUCACCAAGCCCCAGGACCUCGUUAGGCUGUACGACAUCAUUAUUCAGAAUUUAAAUGAUAUACCCAAUCUUCAUGGGUUAGAAGAAAGUCCCUCAUUGUUAGAGGAAAUCACAACCAGAGUCACAAGUUUUAAAGCAUCUAGAUCCUUUUACAUUGCUCAGUCGUACUCUGCUGCGAAGAAAUGGACUGAAGCCAUAGCCUUGUAUCAACGGACAAUCACUAAUGCAGACAAAGCAUUGUCAGGGUACAAGAAGCUGAAACCCCAGGGGAUGUUUAAGGGUGAAGUAGCCAAUCUGAAUGAGCUGGUGAAAGACGUCAAUGGACUGAUGUAUUCGUGCCACGCCUCCAGUAUCUUGAAGACGGAUGAUGCUGCUGACAGCCUUGGGGUGCUGCCAUCUAGUGACAAGAGGCCUCUCAAAGAUCGUUUGGACACAUUUGCAGAAGAUAAGUCUUUGACCAGCAAGAAGCCGAAUAUAACAGCGUUCCCACCAGAUUUCAAGCCUAUUCCUUGUCGACCUUUAUUCUUUGACCUUGCGUUGAAUCAUGUUGAGUUCCCCUCCCUGGAAGAGAAGAUGGAGCAGAAGAAGGCUGCAGGAGGAAUCACGGGCUUCGUCAAGGGCUGGCUUUGGGGCGGGGGCAAGAAGUAGAUGCAUGGAUGAGCAGAUGGAUGAAUGGGGGUGCUUGUACUGUCUGUGUAUCUGAUGAGAUAAACAGUCCUGGUGUUUUUAGAGUCUGUGACAGUUGUCAAAGUGAUGCUAUGCGUUGAAAUGGACUACAUGAAGUCCUUAGUGUAAGAAAAAGACUUUUUUUUUAAAAGACUCCAUUUCUUUGAAAAAGCCUUAUUGUCAGACAGGUUCUAUCUUAACCAUUUGCUGGGUAAUGUGUAAUGCUGUGGUUGAAGACGCCGUAGUUCAUUGUGCAGUUGCCAGGAUCUGCUUAUAUUAUUUUAAAUUAGAGGAUUUCCCUGUUUAUGAUCAUUAGUUUGUCAGCGUCUCCAUGCUAACUCGCUUCACCAAAGUGUUGGACCUGCAUCACUUUUGACUUCUGUCACUUUGCCAUUGAGAGGAAUGGUGACAGAUUGAACUGUACUGUUACCUAAUAUGUUUGAUUUGGAAUGGUUAAUCUGGUUGUAUAUAUAAAGUAACCAUGGUUAUAAGCUAUGCAGAAAAGUUGAACUACCAAGAUCUAUUCAAAAGUGAAUGGAAUGAUCUGAUGUUGUGAAAUAUGUCCAGGGUCUCCUCCAGUUCAUCAGUAACUGGAAGACAAUGGAAUCAUGUCAGUCAGUCAAUUCCUAUUACCACUCUCUCCUUUUCCUUGUAAAACUUAUCCUGUCUGUUGUUGAUGUUGUCAUGGUGAUGCUGUCAUGGUGAUGCUUCCUUACAUCCCAUAGUCUCCAACUGUUCCCUGCCUUUUACCAGUAUUUUGUCUCGGAGAAUCAUGAAGGUGCAAGCGUGUCACAUAGUCAUCCAUUGGAAAGCUUAUCCUAAAUCAUGGCAUAUAUAUUUGUGUAAGAUCUCUCAACUCAGUGUGAAGUGCACAAGUGUCUGUAUCUGUUUUGUAUUUUCAUGGCAUUAGAUUCAUGCUCAAUGAGAAAGGAUAGUGAACAAAGAAAAGAUGUAUAUUUUUGCAGGAGAGACAGCUGGGACAGUUCUGUGGCCAAGUACAUCAAUGUAUGUUAGUCUGUUAGAUUUGGAGAACAGAGCUCUGACAUUGUGGAGUGUGGAUGUUUGAAACUUCAUUUAAAGUACUGAGAGUCACAGCAGUACGGAAACUCAUUCUUCCAUUGAUGGUAUUCACCUCAAAGUUACCUCCCUUCAACAUUUUCCGGUGGCCCGAAGCAAUGCUACCUAAACAUCACUGGUCCAUAAGAAAGUUUCCUAGUCUGCUACCAGAUUAAUUUUAACACAUUUAUAUAGCCAGUAUUCCUCACUUUUGUCCUUUCAUUAUUUUAAGAAACAUGUUUCAUAUUUUCGGACUACCUCGAUUUUAGGUCUACUUAUCCUUAUUAAUGUUUACUUGAGAAGUGUUUUUGUUGAUCCUUAUCAAUAAUUGACCUGUGAUGAGUUGUAUAUGGUGUAUCAUUUUAUGAGUCAUGUAUCCAUAUUCGUGAUUCUUUGGAAUGACCAGUGAACCCCUUUCAAAGACCCAAAAUACAAACUCUGUGACUGUAGUGGCAUUGCAGCGGUUUAACAGUGUUAAGAGCAGCAUGUCACUUUGAACUGAUUCCAAAUGUUUUCUGACAGAAAUAUGUUUGUGUAUAUGCUCAGUUCAACUUGAUUUUGAACUUGUCUGAACAGUCCUUGUAAGCAUUUUACACCACAUACAAGAACUUGAGCAUGAAUCUUUUUCAGAUUCAAUGUCCAUCUGUUUGAGAUCUUGCUAAUGUACUGUUUGUGUGAAUUAUGCAAUUGUAUGAAUGCCAGUGUGAAUAUGUUAAUAUGUGUACAUACUCCGUAGUGUGUGGCGUCCAAGAGGUACUAGCUCCACACCAGCAUCUGGGUGGGAGAUGGACAGUGUAAGUCAAUAAGGUGGGCAGCUGGGCUGUGAUGUGAUGAGGCAACGAGUCAUGAUGUUCCAACAAGUGAUCAUGGCAUUACAACAUUCAUCAGCCUGUUAAACUAUUGGUUUACGACAAUUGUUGCAUCAAGUUCACUUGUCCUCUGUUUAAACUGGCAGUCCUAGCACUAAGACUGUAUCUGUGACAUGGACUCAUGGUAGUCUUGGUAGUCAUGGUGCCAUGGUGAACAAGGCUCUGUUUGCAGGAUGACCCUAUGUAUGUCAUGAAUUAUAUGUUGUUCUCAUCUGUGUCACGCCGGGCAGUUAAGGUGUGUGUUCUUUUCUGACCCUUGCCACACAGUUUCCGAGCUUCAGACAUGAUCCCCUGUGAGAUGGUCCGCAUAGGCCCCAAGUGAGGCUGAUCUAUCUCUAUGCAUCUUGAACUUCCUCUAACAGUGCAAGAUGUUUAAUUUUGUUAGAAAUGAUGUUAAUUCAAUGGCCUUGUUUUAACCAAUGUAUAGCCUGGACUGGAACAAAUGUGAUAGUGGGUUCUUUUGAUGGUCUUACAUGACCGUUUGUUUGGGGUCAUGGGUACACAAGUUGUCUAAGGUGCUGAGUUAUGCCCCUUGUUCCCAGAACCACCCCCAAGCUCCUGGGUUUUACCCAAAUGGUAUCGGUCUACUAUUAAACUGAAAUAUUGUACAAAGAGGCAAUAACCCAUGCUCGUUUUAGCUAAGGAGGCACCUUCCAGAUCAUCAUAAGUCCACAUAACAAUACAUGGCCUAUACAUGGCCUAUACAUUCUUAUGUCUAGUUUUCCUAUGUAUCAAAUCAGCAACAUUUUCUUGAAUUUUUGUCAAAAAUACGGAUGAGAUAAAAAGUUUUGAAUAUUUAUGUGCAUAAUGUGAACAACAUAACUUGGUGUUUGAAUACGUCAUUCUUCUGUGCCAUGGCUGAAAGACUUGUACUAGGUUGUACAUAGCAGUAGCACUUGAAACACUUGAAACAGGGUGGUUAAGAGGUUCUGCCACUGUCUUCAGACCAACACUCUGGUUUAUUGUUGACAUUGGUGCAAUAUGUGUAGCCUUUAUGUCCCCAAAUGUCUUGAUAAUCCUAUUCCUGAAAGCUGUGUCGGUACUUCCUUUGAAUGACUUCAGCUUGUGUAAAUCAGAGUACUUUUCCCUGACUUUACAUCAGCAUGUUUAGGUUUCCUCCUGAAUGGAGGUGGCGCAGCCUUAACUUUCUCAUGUACAGUAAACUACGUUUAUAAUGAACACGCUUUUAACGAACUGACAGAUAUAACACACAAACUUUUGGUCCCUGCCAUUUGCGAUAUAUUUUUUUUUCAUAUAAGGUUGAUGGAUAUAACGAACACACUUAUAACGAUCCCGGUUCGCCCUGAUUAUGUUUCUAGGUUUGUCAGCACCAUACCCGUGGUCGUGGGUUUCACCGAAGUGGUAAACGUCUGAGACCUGCAUCACUUCGGGCUUUCCUCCCACAUUAAGCUGACACGCGACAUUAUAACUGGAAUACUGUUAAAAGCGGCGACAAACCCAACUCACUCACUCACUUAUAACGAAAAAAUGGAUAUAGCGAACUUACCUUGUGGUCCCGUGUGUACACUGUUAUCGUUAAUGUUUAAGUGUAUAACGAACUGUUAAUCCCUGAGCUGAGUUCCUCAUGUGUCACCAAUAUGCCUAUCAAAACAUCUGCGGCCAAGCGCUGCUGUUCAAAGCGUCAAUAAACAGAUCAAGGCAAUUGAGUUACUCUUAAGUACUGACACCUUGUGCUCAAAUGACACCCUCAGUUACAAUAGUAACAGUGAUUGAAGUGGAUAUAUUCUGUAAUGUACAGUGCACACUUUCGACAUUUAUCGAUUAACAUGUCACAUGACUUAAUAAAAGAUGUUUAACGAAUGGUGGAUAUAAUGAACUAAGAUUAUUGAUCCUUUGAGUUUGUUAUAACCAUAGUUUUCUGUACCUAAUAUUCAGGUUCAAGCAUUUACAUAUACAAGACGACCAAUUGUUUUGGUUAGGAAGUUCAAAAAUUGCUGAUUGACUUGAGAAGAUUACCUGUGCAAAGAUUGUCUAUGAAGGUGGCUGAUGUGAACUAUUUAUCUCCAAAUACUGCAUAUUUAUGUUCAUUAUAUAAAUCAUUAGUAAUGGUGAUUUGUUAUGGAAAUGAUCAUGUGAUUAUUGAUCAGCACAUGCUGGUAGGUGAGUGGGGAGAGUGUUAGCACACCAUGCUCCAGUCUGGGGUUCAACAUGACACAUCGUGGUGUGAAGCUCCCCUCGGGCUCCCCUCAUCUACUUGGAUCUCUGUAGGCACCUUGUGCUGCUUCCUACGAGUUGAAUGAAAUUGUUGGCAGCGUAUGCCUGCUCCCUGUAGCUAGGAAAGCAUUACCAAACAAGCAAACAAGUACGUUUUGUUGAUUUAUGAGAACUUGUAUGAGAAAUUGUUUUGUUUGAGAAACUGUUUGUACCCCUCAUUUUGUUCACAUAUUGUCAUGUCAUUUGCUGAGAUUUCGUUGCAGGGGUCUUUUCUCAGUAAGCAGGUUACUGAUUGGUUAAAGAAUAUAUUAUUUGUCAACUCAAUUAAAGAAAGAAGGUUAGAUUUAAGUGUCAGCUGUAAUGAAUUAAUAUUUAUUUUGAAAACUUUGAUGGUUUACAAAUAAUGCAUGUUGUUAAACUUGACAAGUUCUGUUAUAUAUUCUGUUUACUUUAUUUUAUUCUGGGAAGGUGAUGCAUUUGUUGACAAUGAAUGUACAUUAAAACUUCAAACAGUU